UUUUCUAUUAUGCCAAGAAAGCCCUAGAGCUAGUAUUAUUCUCUAUAUAUCACCCCCGGCCCUUGAAUCAACCUAUAUAUAUAUAUCUUCUUCGUCCCGGCCGGAUAAACCCUCUUGAGAUUUCGUCACCAAGUUGAUGUGUUUAACCUCUGAAACAAACAGUUUAUGAUGAGCAACGUUCCGAGAUCUUUAACCGACUCUUCUCUAACCCUGUUCAAGCUAGCCAUCUCCGCUUCUGAUCCCUGGCCUUUCUCCCACGUUUUCGUUUUCUUGUAACCCCCCCAGUUCCAGAUUUUCUUUCGCUUUUUCUCUCGCACGCUAUAGCUGUUUCUCGGGGUUUUAAUUAUUAAUUCUCUUGAGAUGGGCAGUGGAGACAAUCACCUGCUCAAUUUUCAUCUGCAUGUUCCCGGAGGCCACCACCACGGCGGGAGGAAGGAUAUUCCGAAGGGCUGUUUGGCCGUCACGGUGGGUCAAGGGGCGGAGCAGCAGCGGUUCGUUAUUCCGGUGAUCUACAUUAACCACCCCUUGUUCAUGCAGCUGCUGAAGGAGGCUGAGGAAGAAUAUGGGUUUGAUCAGAAAGGACCCAUCAAUAUUCCUUGCCACGUCGAGGAAUUCCGGCAUGUCCAGGGCAUGAUCGAUCGUGAAAACCACCACCUCCGCCGCCACCAUCACCACCACCACCACCUUCUUUGCUUCAGGGUUUGAUUAAAAUUUAAUUCUGAUCAAAACAUCAUGUUAUGUCACGUACGGCCUGAUGAUUUGUUCAUUUGAAGCUUGAUCGAGUCACAUGUAAAUUUGUGGAAAUCUUUGAUUCGCCUUGCCUAGCUUCUUGUUUAAUUUUGAUCUUUAAUUUCUUCCUUUUUUUUCUUAAUCUUGGCAUUGCUAGCUGUAGACGUUGCUGUUGAAGAAAAAUUCAAGAACAAUAUAAUAAUAAUACGAAUAUUUUGAUUUC
Molecule: messenger RNA, 952 nt
Organism: Diospyros lotus (date-plum)
Lineage: Eukaryota; Viridiplantae; Streptophyta; Magnoliopsida; Ericales; Ebenaceae
Product: auxin-responsive protein SAUR32
Exons: 1
Coding region: 361-705 (114 amino acids)
Biological process (GO): response to auxin
Source: RefSeq, a predicted model, not a curated record